CAACUGCGACAUGUCUAUAGAAAAAGAGAAAAACAGUUAUCUUUCUUUUCAUUUUAGCUCGUCUCGGUGUAAUUGAAGUGAAUUCUACUGCUGUUUGUGAUAACGUUGCUCUUGUAGUUUAAAUAGUGUAUUAUUUAAUUGGUGGAUAGCCGCUCAUCAUGUCUGAGGAGCCUGAUACACCGCCCUUCAGCACCGUCGAUAUUAACAAUGAGAGCAGCCGUGAUGACGAGGAUCUUUUUGCAUCAGCGGUCCAGGAAGUAAGCCUGGACCCAGAGGUGAAUGGGACCCGAGAGACCCUGGAUCAGAUUUCCAUCAGCCAUGCUCCUGUCAAUACUGGGUCUAUUGGGAGCCCUAUCAUGGAGGAGAUUGCUACAGAGAGAGCGAACAACAUAAUAAUAACAGUCACUGAGCCACAAAAAAUUGGAGAAGGCAUGAGCUCAUACGUAGCGUAUAGAGUACUAACCAAGACCAAUAUGCCUAUAUUCAGUAAACACGACUUCUCUGUGUUGAGGCGCUUCAGUGAUUUCCUUGGGCUUUAUGAGAAGUUGAUGGAGAAAUAUUUACGCUCAGGGAGGAUCAUACCGCCGGCGCCUGAGAAAAGUAUUGUGGGAACAACAAAACUAAAAAUGACGUCAACGCCCUCAACGGAGAGCGCUAACGGCGGCUCAGCCUCCGCCAACGUCCAAUCUCAGUUCGUCGAGCGGCGGCGAGCGUCUCUGGAGCGGUUCCUGAAUCGCGUGGCGCAGCACCCCGUGCUCUGCAUCGACCCGGACUUCCGGCAGUUCCUCGAGUCGGACACGGAGCUUCCCAAAGCAACAAGUACGUCUGCGCUCAGUGGCGCCGGAAUGGUGCGGUUUUUCAACAAAGUGGGCGAGACCGUCAACAAGAUCACUUAUAGAAUGGACGAGUCGGACGCCUGGUUCGAGGAGCGCGCCGGGCGCAUUGAGGCGCUAGACGCAUGCCUGCGGCGCCUGUGCGGCGCGUGCGAGGCGCUGGCGGCCGAGCGCCGCGAGUUGGGCGCGCGCGCGCACGACGCCGCCCGCGCCGCCGCCGCACUGUCCGGCGCCGACCCGCACGCGCCGCUCUCCCGCGCGCUCAGCCACCUCGCCGACCUGCACGAGAAGAUAGAGCAGUUAAGAAUUGAACAGUCGAACACCGAUUUCUACGUGCUAACGGAGCAUAUCAAGGACUACCUCGGGCUCAUCCAAGCGAUCAAAGACGUGUUCCACGAACGAGUCAAGGUGUUCCAGAACUGGCAGCACGCCCAAAUGCAGCUGACUAAGCGGAGAGAAAACAAGGCGAAGGCCGAGCUCGCCAACCGGCCCGAGAAGAUCGAGCUGGCUUCGCAAGAAAUCAUCGAGUGGGAGUCGAAAGUGGAGCGCGGGCAACAGGAGUUCGAUCAGAUCUCGCGAGUGAUCAAAAAGGAGCUCGAGCGCUGGGACGAGGUGCGGGUUGUAGAGAUGAGGACCACGCUGCUGCGGUAUCUCGAGGAACACAUGAAACACCAGGCACAGGCUAUCCGCUACUGGGACGCAUUUCUGCCCGAGGCGCGCGCGAUCAAAUGAGGCGCGCCCUGACGGCGCCUGCUCACCGGCUAGGCCGAGCCAAACCGAACCCUAGCGCCCUACGAAUAGACCUCAUUCUACCUUAACGUUCGGAUGACAAGACUGGGACCGAGGAGUUGGAACGAAGCUCGGUAGAUGUCGUUAACAGU
Cydia amplana is the source of this 1714-nucleotide messenger RNA. It is a transcript of the gene Snx1, whose product is annotated as sorting nexin-2. Gene Ontology annotation, molecular function: phosphatidylinositol binding. The coding region runs from base 159 to 1565 and encodes 468 amino acids. The record is from RefSeq and is a predicted model, not a curated record. NCBI's taxonomy places the organism in Eukaryota, Metazoa, Arthropoda, Insecta, Lepidoptera, Tortricidae. Gene Ontology annotation, cellular component: endosome membrane; endosome. The transcript has 10 exons. Gene Ontology annotation, biological process: early endosome to Golgi transport.